CGCGCGGUACCGUCGUUUGUAGUACGAUACCGUGUUCUCCGCCACGGGACUUGCGCUCGUGCUACCUGUCCGUGCUAUAAACUGACCUGUCCGUCACGGGCCCUGCGACCCUCAGUUUGCAACGUGCACUGCCAGCAUGCGGCAUGCGGUGCGUAUCGGUUCCGCACGCUUCGCCGUCCCGAGACGCUCCGUCCUGACCGUGCUCGUGCUGGGCCUGGCAACGUUUGGCGUAGUGUUCUUCUUCCUUCCGUACAACGUCAGUGUGUCGCUGACCUCAAAACGGUUGCUUGCUCCGGUCAUAGAAGAAGGAUCCAACCAGCCGGCACCCCUAUCGGCUGGCGAUGUGGCACCAGAGGGGACGAGCACCAACGUGGCCUUGACGCAGGCUACGGAGCAACCCAGUGGCAAUGGAUUUCGCGCGGAGGAAGUGAAGGACCCGAAGGAUGAAGGUUUCCGCUUCACCUACACGACCCUUGGGUUGGACCCACGGCUACCGGUGCCCCCGGGGGAUAUGGGUGAGCCGGUGAAAGUGAAUCUCUCGGACCCCGAGAUAGCCACGAUGAUCAGUGAGGGCAUGAAGCGCCAGGGCUUCAAUCAGUACUCAUCCGACAUGAUGUCCGUGCGGCGUCGGCUGCCCGAGAUCCGUGAUCCGUGGUGUGCGGAACCGGGCCGCUUUCUGGCCGAUCUUCCGGCGACAUCGGUUGUGAUCGUGUUCUUCAACGAGGCGUGGUCGGUGGUGCUGCGGACUAUCCACUCCGUGCUUGACCGCUCACCGCCCCAGCUGGUCAAUGAGAUUGUGCUCGUCGACGAUUGUUCCUCGUUACCCAACUUGAGGGCCGAACUGGAUGAGUACUUUCGGUCGUACCAAAAGGUGCGCGUAAUCCGGGCACCGAAGCGAUUGGGAUUGAUCAGGGCCCGGAUUUUCGGGGCCAAAAACACCACCAGCGAUGUCAUCACGUUUCUGGAUGCCCACGUUGAGUGUACGAUCGGCUGGCUGGAGGCGUUGAUCGAUGUGGUAGCCCGUAACGCCACUACGAUCGCCAUCCCAACGAUCGACUGGAUCGACGAGAAGACUAUGGCGCUCAUCUCGGACAAAGCGCCCAUCUUCGUCGGGGCGUACGAUUGGGACCUCAACUUUGGCUGGUGGGGUCGAUGGUCGCUGCACAAGAAGCACGAGAACAAGAUUGAGCCGUUCGAUACGCCUGCGAUGGCCGGAGGGCUCUUUACGAUCAAGCGAGCGUUCUUCGAGCGGCUCGGCUGGUACGACGAGGGGUUCGACAUUUACGGCAUCGAGAACAUUGAGCUGUCGAUGAAGAGCUGGAUGUGUGGCGGGAAGAUGGUCACCGUGCCGUGCUCACGGGUGGCUCACAUCCAGAAGGCUGGCCAUCCGUACCUGAACAACGAGAAGAAGGACGUGGUACGGUCGAACACGCUACGGCUGGCCGAGGUGUGGAUGGACGAGUACAAGCAGGUGAUCUUUGACAUCCACGGCAUACCGCACUACCUGGAGGAAGAGUUCGGCUCGGUGGCCGAGCGGAAGGCGGUCCGCGAGCGAGCCAACUGCCGGGACUUCCGGUACUACAUCGAAACGGCGUUCCCCGAGAUGCACAGUCCGUUCAUCGAGGGCUCGUUCCGGGGUGAGGUUCAUAACACCGUCCUGGGGGAUGGCAUGUGCCUCGAGUGGCGCCCUGCCGACGCCUACCUCGGAAUGUCCGCGUGUGACGGGAAGCAAAGGACACAGUACUGGACGCACAACUACUACGAGGAGCUGAACAGCUACCGAAAUUGUAUCGAUUUCACCGGCAGCUAUCUCGGCGUGUACGGGUGCCACCGGAGCCGGGGCAAUCAGGCGUGGAAAGUGCACAAAAAUACGGGUCUGCUGGAGAGCGUGAAGUACUCCAAGUGCCUGGCGCUCGACCUCGCAAAGAACACCACGCUGAAGAUGGAGGAGUGUGAUGCGAAGCGGGAUGCCCAGCGGUGGAUCCUCAACUUCACCGUAAUCGAUGUGUCGCCGUUCAAAAGCACACCCUAGAAGCGCACGGUCACCGUUUCCUGGCCACUAAUC
Messenger RNA from Anopheles bellator, 2065 nucleotides. RefSeq names its product putative polypeptide N-acetylgalactosaminyltransferase 9. The coding region runs from base 137 to 2032 and encodes 631 amino acids. The transcript is spliced from 3 exons. NCBI's taxonomy places the organism in Eukaryota, Metazoa, Arthropoda, Insecta, Diptera, Culicidae. Gene Ontology annotation, cellular component: Golgi apparatus. The record is from RefSeq and is a predicted model, not a curated record.